Drosophila arizonae is the source of this 630-nucleotide messenger RNA. RefSeq names its product serine protease 1 pseudogene. Lineage: Eukaryota; Metazoa; Arthropoda; Insecta; Diptera; Drosophilidae. The record is from RefSeq and is a predicted model, not a curated record.
UGGUGGUGUGGUGGCUCCAUCAUUGCUCACGACUGGGUGCUGACAGCUGCUCACUGCACCAACGGCGCCAGCUCUGUGACCAUAUACUACGGUGCAAUGUGGCGUACCAACGCCCAGUUCACCUACACUGUGGGCAGCGGAGAGUUCCGAUAGAACCACAACUGGCCACACAACAAUGGUAAUGAUAUCGCUCUGAUCCAUACUCCUCAUGUCGAUUUCUGGUCAAUGGUUAACAAGGUGGAGCUGCCCAGCUUCAAUGAUCGCUACAACAUGUACGAUGGCUGGUGAGCUGUUGCCUGCGGCUGGGGCGGCACCUACGACGGUAGCCCAAUGCCCGAUUGGCUGCAGUGCGUGGAUUAACAGAUCAUCAGCAAUAGCCAGUGCUCCCAGACCUAUGGCCCCCAGCCCGAUGGUAUUCUGUGCGUUGCCACGCCCUGCAGCGGGGACUCUGGCGGCCCAGUGGUGCUCCAUGAUGGCGUCAAAUUGGUGGGCGUCACUUCUUGGGUUUCUGGUGACGGCUGCAUUGCUGGUCUGCCAUCUGGCUUCACUCGUGUCAACCAAUUGGAGUGGAUCCGCGACAACUCUGGCGUUGCCUACUAUUAUGGGUUUCUAUGAAAUGUGUUCUGUUAA